This is a messenger RNA of Pocillopora damicornis (cauliflower coral), 928 nucleotides long. RefSeq lists its product as uncharacterized. NCBI's taxonomy places the organism in Eukaryota, Metazoa, Cnidaria, Anthozoa, Scleractinia, Pocilloporidae. Gene Ontology annotation, cellular component: mitochondrial small ribosomal subunit. Gene Ontology annotation, biological process: mitochondrial translation. Gene Ontology annotation, molecular function: RNA binding; structural constituent of ribosome. The record is from RefSeq and is a predicted model, not a curated record.
CUGAGAAGAAUGUAAAAUGGCGGCGUAGUACCAGCGCAAAAUGACCUUUCUUCAUCGCUUGAGAUUUAUAUCGUCAUCUUUCAAUUAUUUGGCUUUUCAGAGAAUUUCUUCCACACGUGGAGGAAUUUCUUCAGCCUGGCCUCUGGUAAAGCUCCCGAUGAGAUAUUUACGGCUAUGGGUUCCUAGUUUUAAAGCAGAAGUAGAUAUUACUGCUGACUCCUGGUCAAGUGGAAGAAAGUAUGUCAGUGGUUUUGAAGAUAUUGAGGAACUCCAUAAUGCCCCUGAAGAAGUAAAGAGAGUGUUUAGUCUUCAAAAUGCAAGUCAGUGGGAACACCGUAAAAUUGGUCUAGGAAAGAUGGAACAAAAAUAUGCAGAUAAAUAUGAACAAAAAAUUGCAAAGUUGACCAUUCAAAUUGAGGCAGUGAAAGCAAAUAAUAAUGAUGGAAGGAGAGGAAGAAAGGACAUAGGGAAUAAAGUAUUUCUUUCUUGGCUGAUUGCACAACGAAGAAAAAAACUACUGAACCUGAAAAACCUUCGUUUUGAGCGCUACCUGGAACUAAUAAAAGAACUUGACAUAGCUCCACUGGAGAGCCCGCACACAAAGUGGAACAAGUACAAGUUUAGGCAGUUUAAGAUGGGUGUAGAAAUCAAGGAGAAGAAGCGGCCAUACCUACGGCGUGUAUAACGAUGGAAAUAAACGAUAAAUUUUCGUUAUAACGUGUUCCUUUCAUUAACGAGGCGGGGGCAUCCAUGAAGACCCUUUACAAUUUGGAGUUAGAGGAAAUGAUAGAGAUCAUUUUUUGAUGGUUGAUAUACAAAAACGAAGUAAUCACAACGGGCGAUCAGAGCUAAGGUUGAUAUCACUAAGAGCCACUCAUUACUCAGAGUGAAUAAAAACUGGUGCGUUGGAAGACGCGCGUAAGCAAGA